Nothobranchius furzeri (turquoise killifish) is the source of this 2961-nucleotide messenger RNA. Its product is annotated as delta-1-pyrroline-5-carboxylate synthase. The record is from RefSeq and is a predicted model, not a curated record. Gene Ontology annotation, cellular component: mitochondrion; cytoplasm. Lineage: Eukaryota; Metazoa; Chordata; Actinopteri; Cyprinodontiformes; Nothobranchiidae. Gene Ontology annotation, molecular function: glutamate-5-semialdehyde dehydrogenase (NADP+) activity; ATP binding; glutamate 5-kinase activity.
AACAACGUGGGCUGUGGAUGUGGCAGGGCAUCCGCGAUACACUGACCGACUCUCCUCCACGCAGCACAGCUGUAUCAGAGGUUGGUUUUCUAACCACGCAUUCUCAUAUCGUCAGGCAACGACUACGUUUGUUUGGGUGCCAUGUUUAACAGGCUAGCUUCGUGCACUCGCCUGCCAGCCAGAAUCCGACUGUUGAAUCAUGUCAGUUCAACCUCCAGCAGAGGAUUCUCUCAGGCUAAAUUUGUACUCCCACGUCCCCAUGGGAAGUCUUUUGCCCACCGCAGUGAGCUGAAGCAGGCCAAACGGAUUGUGGUGAAGCUGGGCAGCGCUGUGGUCACACGUGGGGAUGAGUGUGGCCUGGCCCUGGGACGGCUGGCCUCGAUAGUAGAGCAGGUGGCAAUGCUGCAGAACCAAGGCAGGGAGAUGAUGAUUGUCACAAGUGGCGCCGUGGCGUUCGGGAAGCAGCGACUGAGACACGAGAUCCUUUUGUCUCAGAGUGUCAGACAAGCCCUGCACUCUGGACAGAACCAGCUCAAAGACAUGUCAGUCCCGGUUCUGGAGGCUCGAGCAUGUGCAGCUGCUGGUCAGAGCGGUCUGAUGGCGUUGUAUGAAGCUAUGUUCACCCAGUACAGCAUCUGCACUGCACAGAUUCUGGUCACCAAUCUGGAUUUUCACGAUGAGCAGAAGCGUCGCAACCUGAACAGCACGCUGCACGAGCUGCUGCGGAUGAACAUCGUUCCCAUCAUCAACACCAACGACGCUGUCGUUCCUCCCCCUGUUCCCAACAGCGACUUGCAGGGGGUGAAUGUAAUAAGCAUAAAGGAUAAUGACAGCCUGGCUGCACGGCUGGCUGUAGAGAUGAAAGCCGACCUUCUCAUUGCCCUGUCUGACGUUCAAGGUCUAUACGACAGUCCCCCGGGAACAGACGAUGCUAAGCUCAUAGAUAUAUUUUACCCUGGAGAUCAGCAGUCCAUCACAUACGGCACCAAGUCCAGAGUCGGCAUUGGAGGAAUGGAAGCCAAGGUGAAAGCUGCCCUUUGGGCCCUUCAGGGAGGAACCUCCGUCAUCAUCGCCAACGGCACCGAUCCCAAAGUUACGGGCCACGUCAUCACCGACAUCGUGGAUGGGAAAAAAAUUGGCACCUUCUUCUCUGAAGUGAAACCAGCAGGUCCGACUGUGGAGCAGCAGACGGAGAUGGCACGGCACGCCGGCAGGGCUUUGGCCUCCCUGCUGCCUGAGGAGAGAGGAGAAAUCAUCUGCUGCCUUGCUGAGCUUCUUACAGAGAAGAAAGAUGAGAUUCUUAGCGCUAACAGGAAAGACAUGGAGCUGGCGACGGCAACAGGUCGUUUGUCCCAGCCUCUGAUCAGUCGUCUGAGCCUUUCAACCGCUAAGCUGAACAGCCUGGCCAUCGGCCUGCGCCAGCUCGCCGCGUCUUCCAGGAACAGCGUGGGUCGAGUGUUGAGAAGGACCAAGGUGGCUAACAACCUGGAGCUGGAACAGAUCACGGUCCCCAUCGGGGUCCUGCUAGUUAUCUUUGAGUCGCGUCCCGAUUGUCUCCCUCAGGUGUCGGCUUUAGCUAUUGCCAGUGGGAAUGCACUGCUGCUUAAAGGAGGCAAAGAGGCAUCCAACACGAACAAAAUCCUACAUCAGCUCACCCAGGAAGCACUCUCGAUUCAUGGGGUGGCAGAUGCCAUUCAGCUGGUGAGCACACGCGAAGAAGUCGAGGAUCUGUGCAGAUUAGACAAGUUGAUAGACUUGAUCAUUCCAAGGGGUUCAUCCCAGCUGGUCCGAGACAUCCAACGAGCAGCUAAGGGCAUUCCCGUGCUGGGCCACAGCGAGGGCGUCUGUCACGUCUACGUAGACGUCGAUGCCAGCGUAGACAAAGCUAUCGACGUCGUCAAAGACUCCAAGUGUGACUACCCUGCAGCCUGCAACGCCAUGGAGACCCUCCUGAUUCACAGAGAUUUGCUGCGGACUCCCAUGUUUGACCAGAUAAUUGACUUGCUGAGAGCAGAACAAGUGAAAGUCCAUGCAGGUCCUCGCUUUGCUUCCUAUUUAACCUUCAGCCCCUCUGAGGUGAAGUCUCUCCGCACAGAGUAUGGUGACCUGGAGUGCUGCAUCGAGGUGGUAGACAGCAUGCAGGAUGCGGUGGACCACAUCCACAAAUAUGGCAGCUCCCACACUGACGUCAUUGUCACCGAGAACGAGAAUACAGCCGAACAGUUCCUGCAGCAGGUCGACAGCGCCUGUGUGUUCUGGAACGCUAGCUCUCGCUUCGCCGAUGGCUACCGCUUCGGCCUGGGAGCCGAGGUUGGCAUCAGCACAGCCAGGAUACAUGCCCGUGGUCCAGUGGGUUUAGAGGGACUUCUCACCACUAAGUGGGUUCUUCGAGGGGAGGGACACACUGUGGCUGAUUUCUCUGAACAAGGCAGUAUGAAAUAUCUCCAUGAAAACAUCCCAGUUCCUCAGGGGACUCUAAAUUAGUUACUGACAAAAGAACAAUAUCAAGAGGACUCAACCCAACUGGUGUCAGCCAAGACUUUCUUUAGAGGUUUGUGUCUGCCAGUAGCAUUUCCACCUGCUAGUGUCUAGUUUAUCACCUGUGUUGGAAACUGUAAUCCUGAAAAAUGACUACUUUUAUUGGACAACCAAAUUCUUUCUGGGUUUUUUUUCUUGGUCAUUUCAGUUUUAUCAGAUAUAGAAAAAACUCCCAGCAAUGUGUGUUAAAUAACCGAGCAGUAAAGGAAUUGUGCAAAAAUGUAAAAAGGUGAAACAUGAUGCAGACGAGGAGGAAUCAUUUUCCUCUGCCAGACCAUUGGAAUCACUGGCCCAGUUGAGGGUUUUCUAAUUUAUUUUUCUACGUGUAAACGCUCGUGCAGGAUCAUGGUUAAGAUUUGUUUUGCUGUCCUUUUUUUCUUUUUGCACAGAGAUGAAUAAAUAUGAUGUACAGUUCUUAAAACA